Girardinichthys multiradiatus is the source of this 1458-nucleotide messenger RNA. Its product is annotated as fetuin-B-like. Gene Ontology annotation, biological process: negative regulation of endopeptidase activity. Bases 178 to 1239 code for a protein of 353 amino acids. Gene Ontology annotation, cellular component: extracellular region. NCBI's taxonomy places the organism in Eukaryota, Metazoa, Chordata, Actinopteri, Cyprinodontiformes, Goodeidae. The transcript has 8 exons. The record is from RefSeq and is a predicted model, not a curated record. Gene Ontology annotation, molecular function: cysteine-type endopeptidase inhibitor activity.
UAAUCAUUGUGUUAAAGUCCUCUAUAGCCCAGUGACCUAUGACCCCCUCAGUCAGUCAGUCAGUCAGUCAGGUAUCGGCCUUUCAUGUAGCAGAUAGCUGUUGUUUGUUCAUCCUUCAGGGGAGAGUGUGUGUGUGUGUGUGUGCGUGUGUAUGAAACUGUGCAUGUGUAGAAGAGAAUGAGUGUGUAUCCUCUAGUCCUGUUUCUGGCUUUGUUGCUCCACGAUGGGAAAGCCAAACUGGAGUCGCAAGGUUGCAAUAGCGCUGAUGCUGAGAGAGCGGCAGAAGAGGCCGUGGAGCAGAUCAACCGCGACAAGACUGACGGAUACAUCUUGGCUCUCAACAGACUCUACGAUCUCUCUCACACAUCAAACCAGGAGACGGGCAGCUCAGUUUACAACCUGACUAUUGAUGUGCUGGAAACGGAGUGCCACACCAUUAGCAGGAAACCAUGGAAACAAUGUGAAGUCAGAGGUAUCGGAGAUAUUCCUGUAUAUGGAGAAUGUCAGGUAUCUGUUCAGGUUGAUGCUCAGGUCAAACUUGAAAGCUACUCUUGUGCCCUGCGAGAAGUUGCAGCUACUGCUGUUGUGCAUGUGUGCCCGGACUGUCCUACAGCUGACAACUUGAAUGAACCAGUUAUUAAGGAGACAGCCAAACUCUCUUUGCAGAAGUUUAAUAAGGAGAGUCGGCUUGCCAACUACUUCACACUAGAAAACAUUACAAAAGCCAGCUCACAGUGGGUCAUUGGACCGGCUUACUUUGUAGAGUUCACUGUUCUGGAGACGGUGUGUUCAAAAGAAACUGAUGUUAGUGAGUUGGCCCAUUGCCCACCAAUGAACUGUCAGUUUGCUCACAGAGGUUUCUGUACAGGCUCACACAUGACCCUGGAGGAGACGUUUAAAUUCAUAAACCCUGUUGGAAAAGAUGCCAGCUCCUUUCAGAAACGAGAAUCAGUUGAUGUGAAAUGUGAGAUCUAUGAACCACAGGUUUCCACUUUGGAGGAGCAGGCCCAUGCCAAAGCAGCUAGUGGGCACCCAGGGCAUCAACACAACCACACACACCUGCACCCCCAUGAGCAUGUGCACUCUGUCACACAGGACCCAGACAUCAAUGUCUCCAGCCAAAAAGGCCGUCUUGGCAGGAUUGUGUUUGAGCCUCCCGCUCCCAGAGCAGCUCCGACUGCCACCUCCUGCCCUGGCGCUAGAAGACACACUUUAGGUUUACGCAAUCCUUCGCUCUGAUUACCUGGAUUAAUCUUUGUUUUUUCACAUAAAGUAUCCCUUUUUAUAUUUGGUGGAAUUACCUGACUGUUAAAAGUAGGAUGUUAUUAACCUGAGUUAUCAGGCAAUAUUGUAACACAAUGAAUUCCAAUGAUUCUUUGAUGCAUGUUUUGAGUUGGACAUGUUUUAUUUCUUCAGCAAAUGUGAAAUACUUAAUAAAUUGUUUUCACAAUUUAAAAA